UAAAGCGAGACAGUAUUCACGUCCGCAUCGAAAGGGUCAACAAGUUGUCGAAUCCAGAGGAAAGAGAGUCUAUGGCUUGUCUUAAAGAAAUCGCUACGUUUUUGUUUCUUGGGUUCUUGCUGGAUUUCUCAAGAGCAAGAUAUAAUGAUAAACAGCUCACAGCGUUCGGCACAGACCAAAACAUCGAUAGAACUCAAGAGUCGUUGAUACUCAAUUCAUGGAUGGAAUCAGAGAGAGUGACUUUUGGAAGGUCGAAACGUCAAAUUAAAUCAAAGAAGAGGACCUCGAGAUAUCGUUUGCCAUACUUCCCUCUAUAUCCAAUAGACCUACCAGAGUGUAAAGACAAGGAACGUGAAGCAAAGAGUGGAAUGUGUAAAUCCUGGGCAAAGUCUGAUUUCUGUAAAAAAGCAAAGUCCGUGAUGGAAACGUACUGCCCGAAGGAAUGCGGAUUUUGCAAACAAUUCAGUCCUCCGGGAUGUCAAUCGAGGAAACAUGGCUGUUGUUGGAAUAAUUUACGUGCCAGAGGGCCAAAUGGACAAGGAUGCCCAGUCUGUCAAGACUCUUAUAGACGCUUGUGCAAACUUUUUGGCCACCUAUGCUCCCAAAAGGGAACAAGUGGAAAGUUCGUUCGAUAUCACUGCUUCCAAACAUGUGGAUGGUGUGACAAGGUUGCUCAGCUCAGAGCUGAAGAGUCAACUGGUGCUGUGUAGUCUAUGGAAGUUCUCUGUUGCAACCAACUAUUAACAGUGUCUUGGUAUGAAACCUUUGAAGUACUGCAGACACAGACAUGAUGAAAGAACCGUCCAUUAUGAGGACUUGUGCACACUUAAUCAAAGACAUGUUAGCCACCCACAAUGAUUCUCAAUAUCAUUGUGUAUGUUUAGUGAAAAGGCUCACACAGCACAAAAGUGAUUUCAAAGAAAAACACUUGCACAAAAAUUUUGUAUUCCACAAGUUAGCUACACAUGGUGAAGGUUGUGAGAAAUCUCAGUUUGUAGCAUUUUGGUGUUUAUAUCAAUCUGUAUCUACAAUUAUAAUUGAGGGAAUUUGUGCAAAAAGGGCAUAUAUUGCUUUUGGGGCCUACUUCCAUUUUUCUGCAGCAUCAAGCAAAAUUUAGCCCUACUGACUUGUUUGCCGAGAAAAAGUCAUCAUCAUUUGUUUGGGCUGACUCAAUCCUUGUUUUUGAGAAACAUGUAUGCAAACUGUUUUAUACAUUGGGGUAUAAUCAUUUAUUGGUGCCACUAUCUUAAUCUUGAAUGGCAAUAAUUGUAAGUCUUCCAGGUCACAGUUUUAAUGAAGUCAUAUGUGUAUGUAAAGAAAACACUCUUUGAAAAUGUAAGGCAAACGUUAUUCCUACAGACAAUAGUUUUUCAAGGAUGUAUAAUAAAACAGUAAUUGCAUUCAGUAUUCCCAAGAUACUUCUGUCACUAACACAAAUCAUAACCUUAAUAAUUUUUGUUAUCAUGUUUUACUCUUUAACUCUCCCAAGAUCUGAUUGUUAAUUCUCCCCUCUAGCUUAUAAAUUAGUUCAGAGAAGUUGGUGUUGAAUCAAGAUAACAACUUCUACCUGAAAAGUUUGAGUAUUCUUGUUACCUGCUUGCUGGAAAAGGUACAGAUAUUACUGGGAGAAUUUACAUCUUAAACACUUCUGAGAGUUAAAGAUGAACAUCACUCAAUUCUCUCCUCAAUAAUCAUUACUAACACAGACCCAAGCCCUAACAGCUCCUUUUAUAUUGAAUUAUCCUUUCAGAAAUGAUAAUAAAUUAAGUUCUGUUUCCCAUAAUAUUUCUUCUUAGUCUAAGGCAGUGUACACAUAUAUUUAUAGAAAAAGUCACUAUAUAAUUUAUGCCCACUUUUUUUCUACCAAGAGUGUUUUCUGAAUCAAUUAGAUUUUUUAAUGAACCUCUUUCAUUACAGCAGGCUUAAUAAAUAUCCUUCAUGUAAAUUAGCCUUACCAGCCCUAUCAACCUGAGUAAAACCACAAGAAUGCUAGCUAAAAAGCCAGGCUGAGAAGACCUAUUUGCAUGUGUCUAAUAAUAAGAUAAUCAUUCCUACUGCAACAAAAGAUGUCUCUUUGUCCUACAACAGCCCAAGAAGCAUUGGGGGUCAUAAAUCAAUAUUGGGAAGAAAUAUUUUUUAGGGAACCAAAAGACAGUACAUUUUCGCUUAACUCUAAGAAGGUCAUACUGUAAUAUAUAGCCAAUUGAAUCAACAUAUACCAUCUGAGUGGCACAGCAGAAUAUUUGGAAUAAAGUAAAACUUAACAAA
Molecule: messenger RNA, 2268 nt
Organism: Pocillopora verrucosa
Lineage: Eukaryota; Metazoa; Cnidaria; Anthozoa; Scleractinia; Pocilloporidae
Source: RefSeq, a predicted model, not a curated record